CCCAGGUCGCUUCAGUCGCCCCAGCUCUCCAGCCCAAGCCAGAUCCAACCAACAUGUAUCCUGGCGGCCAGCAGCCCCCGCACGGUUACCCGCAGCAGCCGGGCUACCCUCCUCAGCAGGGCUACCCCCCGCAGCAAGGAUACCCCCCGCAGCAGGGCUACCCUCCGCAGCAGGGGUACCCUCCCCAGCAGGGCUACCCCCCGCAGCAGGGCUACCCUCCGCAGCAGGGGUACCCUCCCCAGCAGUACCCUCCCCAGCAAGGAUACCCCCCGCAGCAAGGAUACCCGCCGCAGCAACAUGGGUACCCUGCUCAGCCCGGUUACCCGGCUCACGGCCACCACGCCCACGCGCCGCAGCCUGGGUACGCGUAUGCGCAGCCCGCGUACGUGGCGCAGCCUGGCGUGGUGAUCGCCGGCGGCAAGAUGAAGCACGGCAAGUACAAGCACGGCAAGCACAAGGGCCACAAGUUCAAGGGCCACAAGUACAAGGGCUUCAAGGGCAAAGGCUUCAAGAAGAUGGGCAAGAAGAUGAAGAAAAUGUUCAAGUAGAGCGAGAGGAGAACAAAUCGCUCUUGUCGUCGAAACGUGCCGACGACUAGUGCCAGUGCUUGACGUUGGUGUGCGUUCAGUGCGAACAGCAAAAAAAAUCGUGUCUGUCUUUGCAUU
Molecule: messenger RNA, 665 nt
Organism: Phytophthora sojae
Lineage: Eukaryota; Oomycota; Peronosporomycetes; Peronosporales; Peronosporaceae
Exons: 1
Coding region: 54-548 (164 amino acids)
Source: RefSeq, a predicted model, not a curated record